UGGUAAGAGAGGGUUAUGCCUUUUAAAGGCAGAGUGAAUUACAGUAUGUUAUGAUUGUGAUUUGUAAGUAGAAGUGAUGGCCAAAUGGGGAAUUAAAAACACAAUAACAGAAUUAUGAUAUGCAUCACUUCACUUGCUUGCUUCCGGCUCUGCCUGUCUAUCUGAUGUACACAUGGGAAAUCUCCGAGAGAAAUCACUGGAUGUGCAAAAACCAAUAACUAAGCAUCAUUCAUACAGCCUGGGACUAUAACAGUCUGUGGUUACGUAGGAUUAUAAAGGAGCUCUAAUAUCCAAAUGAGCAAUCAUACUACGUUUAAUGUAACUUUUGUCUUGAAAGUAAAAUGCUUAAUCUCUCCUUAAAGGAAUCAGUCAGGUUUUAUAGACAUGACUGUUAGUCAUUCAUUUAUUAUAAGAAUAAAAUUGCCUUACUCUUUUUUAUUCUUUCCUACGGGGUAACAGAGCACCAUCCUUUGUGUGUGAAUCUGCAAGACGCCAUCAACUUGUAUUAGAAUGAGCGUCCCCCUCCUCAGCCUUUGUCUGUUUCUCCAUUAAAAAAGAAAAGCUUUUUAGCAAGGAUUCCACUGACAGGCAAGAGGCACGCGAUACAGUGACAGCCCCUGGGAAGCCUGAUUGGUCUGUGUGAGCACUGAUGUUACAAGCAAAACAGAGUGGCUUCUAUGAGCUCUGAAAAUAGCAACAAGUGCUGGCCAAUUCAGCUCAGCUAUGGUCCCAUUGCCACUGUGCCUCAGCCGAAGCCCCCUUGCACCACAAACUUCAGUGGAACUGAGGGUCAGCAGCCUUUCUGGACUUCAAGUUGCUGAUGGUGGCAGUUUAUUUUAAGCUGUCAUCUAAUUUUAUCCAGGAUUCUGCAUUCAACUUUCAGAGGGAAGAAACAAGAAGCAGAUAUUAAGCACUUGGUUAUCUAUAUGAGUGAAUCCUCCUUAACUUCCAGAAAAAAGGAAUCUUAUGCAUGAUGAAGAGCUAGAAAGUGGAAACAUCCAAAAUGCAUCUAGAAGACCAUUUGAACAGAUUCUUGGAAUUGCUGCUUAAAAGAGGACUUUUGCUAUUACUGUUCCAUUUUAAAAUCAUUGCCACUUGCCCAAAGAGCUGUCAGUGCUCUGACAUUGAUGGAGCCACAGUUGUUCACUGUAGCUCCAGAGAUCUGGAAGAAAUCCCUAUAGACCUCCCAAUGGACACAGUAUCCCUAAAACUGGAUGCCAAUAAGAUCCAUCAAGUGCCAAACAAUGCAUUUAAGGACCUGAACUAUCUCCAAGAGUUGGACCUGUCUAGGAAUUCGAUUGAGAAAAUAGAUUUGGCAGCUUUUAAAGGGGUGUCAGAAGGUCUGAAGCUGUUGGAUUUAUCUGGAAAUCAGAUUCACAGUAUUCCUAAGGAAGCCCUGGCUAAACUUAGAGCCAAAAUUCGGCUUUCCAAUAACCCAUGGCAUUGUGAUUGCAGCCUUCAAGAGAUGCUGAGGGAACUAAUAUUAGACCCAGACACAGUUAAUGAAAUUUCCUGCCAGACAUCUGUUCAGGAAGAAUAUGUUGGGAAGCCCUUGAUCCAGGUUUUAGACUCUGGCAUAAACUUUUGCAACAUUCAUAACAAAACCACUGAUGUUGCUAUGUUUAUUACAAUGUUUGGUUGGUUUGCAAUGGUGAUAACCUAUGUAGUGUACUAUGUGAGACACAACCAAGAGGAUGCUAGGAGGCACCUGGAGUACCUCAAGUCCUUGCCCAGUACCCAGAUAGCCAAAGACUUUGAUACUAUCAGCACUGUGCUUUAAAUAUGGAUAACUUCAGGCGAAACAGUUCUUUUGCCAAUUGCAGCAGUAAUUUAAUGGGACAAACAGAAUUACAUAACAGGCUAACUGUAGCAGGACUUUUCAAUUUUAAAUAUUGAAUUCAAUAUUUAUAACAUUUGUUAAUGAGUAAAGUGUUGGGGUUAAAUUUAUUGUAUUCAUAUGGUUUAUAGGCCUAUAAGCAUAUGUUAUUAGACCUGUUAAAAGUUACUUUCAAAGUUACUUCAGUAUGCCAUUGGAUGACAACAUUGGGUAUAUAUGGGUUGAUGCAGUAAAAGAUUGCAUUAUUGUUAUUUGCUGCCUAAAUCAGUUACCGGGUGCAUUCUUAGGACUUGUCUUGGCUCCAAAUAUCUACGGGGACCUGAGAUUUUGGUAUUGCAUAUUGCAAUAGAAAUAUGGAUGUAAUCUGUCCAACUAUUUACCCCAGUGUUAACACAUUUGUGUAUUAUACAAAGAAUAUAUACUACAGUACAAAGCAAAGCAUUUUACCUGUCCACUGAAACACUUUGUCUUCCCUUUGGGAAACAAAUAUUUGGUAUUCUAUGAAGUAAAUAAAGUAAAGAGUCUUCACUGACCAAAAGUUAUAAAAUGAUUGCCAGAAAACAGAAACAGUUUCUGUGCUUUCAGAAAGAGGCAUUUCUGAGAUAUAAAACAGGGCCUAAUCUCAUGGGAUUGAAAAUGCUUUACUUGGAACCUAUAGGAUUUUUAUUAGGUCAGUGGUUGUAAAGAAAAAUUAGACUUGGAUUCAUUGGAAUACUUGCCCCCAAAUGGCAGCAUUUACAUUAAAUGCCUUCUGCAUGAUUGCUCCACCCUGAUGGAUCACAUAUUUCAGGGAAGUAAAUGGCAGGUCCAAUCACUGCUGUCUGAGGACCUCCCAUCCUCAAAAAUGGAAACAUCAAUAAUACAGAUUUUUAAGCUAACUGCAGUUGGUAAGAUUGCAUUGUAUUCAGUUAAAAACAACUAAAUUGAGCAACCAUAUCCUUCUGGGCAUGACCAGCCUAAGUGACUGACUGUAGUAGGCCAUUGCGGAGUAAAAUUAAAUGUUGUUUAUUUUCUAUUGGAUAGUCUGCACUGGAGUUUAGUCCAUCAAUAUGACUUCAUGGAAUUUAAUAGGGCAACUUACCUUCUCUGUGUGCUCACUGGCCUGUGCACGUCCACUUUCAGGUACAUGGAGUAGCAUACCUGGGGGUCCCUCCUUCCUGCAGUGGCAAUUUUCAAUUGAAUUGCAUUAGGAUGCCUUAUUUUUUAAGUGGAAUCUCUGCCUCGUUACCCUGAUCAGUGAGGAUAUGCACUAAUACUGUGUUAUUAAUUUUAACAGGACUACAUGCCCUGUGGGCAUGUCUGUAGACCUUUCUCGCUGAAAAUUAUUUUGCCAGAAAAAUCUUGUUCUUGCAACUUAACCCUAAUAGUUCCACUUCACAAGCUUUUCCUGAUCUAUUCAUAUUGCACGUGCAGUUAUAUAUAUUAUAAUGAGGCAGGCACUUGGCUUUACACCAUGGAAAUGUUCCACCUAUUACUAAGGGUAUUAUCACUACCUGCACAAAAACGUAUAAAGUAAACUUUGAAAAUGUUGCCAUAAUUGGGCCCCCACUAUAGUUCUUGUUAAGAACAAGAUCCAGGGCAUUUACCACCACCUGAUGAUGGCCCUGAAACACAGGUAUCUCUUAUAAAUUAUUAUAAGUACAUAACAUGCCAAGAUGCAACUAAUAAACAUAGCAAUCACUAAUCACCCAUUCAUACCUUACCCCAAACUCUUAACCAAUUUACAGUGCCUAUGGUUUAUGAUGUUGAGCUGAAAAGUGAUAAAAGUUCGGGGCAGAAAUAAUGACCUGUGGGCAAUUUAAGAUUUUCGCCUGAUUUUCCUAAUCCACUUAUUUGAUACAUAUACAUAAGCCUGUGGAGUGGCCUGUGGAAUAAGUGUCUGAUUGCGCAAAACAGUUGUGCUGGGGCCCCAUACAUUUGCCAGUGGUCUACCAAUUAAACUGAAAAUUACAAUAAUGGGUGACCUGGUUGCUGUGUAAAAAAAGGGGCGAAAGAAGAGCACUCUUCUGCAUUUAAUCACUUUUGCUUUCUAAGGAGGGGUUUAUGGGUUGUUGCUUCAGCAGCAUUUUAAAAAAAUAAACAAUUUGUACAUUGACCUCCUCAUGAAGAAAUGUUCUCUUAUCCUUUUUUUAGUGUAAGCUUUUCUAGAAUGUAUGUCACUCAUUGUAGUGCUCUUUGAACAAAGCAGAUCACAGGACACUGGAAAGAGCAAUGUAUGUAAAAAUAUCAGCCAACUUCAGAAGAAAGACGCAGACAAGGCUUUGUUGUGCCCUUUCAUAAAAUAGCACAUGAUGAAAUGCCUUAACUUAUGUUUUAUUUUUGAGAAAAAUAAUAAAAUAGCCAUUACAUUUA
Xenopus tropicalis (tropical clawed frog) is the source of this 4189-nucleotide messenger RNA. RefSeq names its product leucine rich repeat containing 3 (gene lrrc3). The transcript has 2 exons. The coding region runs from base 1004 to 1780 and encodes 258 amino acids. NCBI's taxonomy places the organism in Eukaryota, Metazoa, Chordata, Amphibia, Anura, Pipidae. Gene Ontology annotation, cellular component: membrane. The record is from RefSeq and is a predicted model, not a curated record.